CAACAAUGAGGACCUACAUGUUGCAAGUCAGCUGUUACUUCGUUCCGAGAAAUAACCGGAACGUGCUUUCAGGCUGUCCCAUCUUCAUAGAUAUGUAAUGUGAUGAUAAUGAUGCAGUGUGGCCGAUUAUCUGUAAUAGGUGUGGUUCGAUAUUCAUCCUUCCUCGACAUAACAACAACAGUAGGAACAUCGGAUGCUGUCGACAGCUCGUCAAGCCUGCUGAAAGAACAGUGCGGCAGUGGGAACACCAAAGUUGUUUCGAGGUUGACCGAAAGGCAUCGUUUAAUUGCUGAAGGUCGCUUGCCACCUGUGUUUUAUGAGUGGGAGAGAGAAUUAUGGGCAAAACGCGAACGUUUCGGUACUUAUGGUUUAGCUAGUGGUGUUAAUCCUGAAGAAUUAUGGCCCACUAUCGAAGAAAUUCAAGAGGAAGAAGUAGUAGGGUGGUAUAUGAAAUACAAUGAUGUCGUAAAAGCUGUAGAAAAUGCGAAAAGGUCAGAACGUGUGGCUAGCUUAACCAGGCUUAAAGAAGUGGCCGCACUUGAACAUAAGUAUCCGGAAAUGUUGAGGGAAUUUUUAGAGAAUCAAAAAGAGGUGGUUCCGAUGAAGUCGAAACAAGAAUUAGAAGCGGAACAGCAAGCUAAAGAUAUGCUUGAAUACUAUGGCUAUGAAAUUUCGCCUAAUGAUCCACGAUUCCCAAUUUUAUUUGAAAAAAUGACGGAAGCAAAGAAAAAAGCAGCCAAAUUAGCGGAAAAAGAGGAACUAUCGUUGAAGAAACGUACAUCGCGAAAGAAGGAAAAAGAGAAGAAACAAGAGGAAAAAGAAAAUUCAUGAUUUGAUUGUUUGUCAGAAGAUAGGAAUAAAUGAUAACUGGAGA
Molecule: messenger RNA, 874 nt
Organism: Loa loa (African eye worm)
Lineage: Eukaryota; Metazoa; Nematoda; Chromadorea; Rhabditida; Onchocercidae
Exons: 5
Coding region: 103-831 (242 amino acids)
Cellular component (GO): nucleus
Source: RefSeq, a predicted model, not a curated record